Rhinichthys klamathensis goyatoka is the source of this 2020-nucleotide messenger RNA. RefSeq names its product bone morphogenetic protein 15 (gene bmp15). The transcript has 2 exons. Gene Ontology annotation, molecular function: growth factor activity; cytokine activity. NCBI's taxonomy places the organism in Eukaryota, Metazoa, Chordata, Actinopteri, Cypriniformes, Leuciscidae. Gene Ontology annotation, cellular component: extracellular region. Gene Ontology annotation, biological process: BMP signaling pathway; SMAD protein signal transduction. The record is from RefSeq and is a predicted model, not a curated record. The coding region runs from base 113 to 1267 and encodes 384 amino acids.
UGCACCAAAACGGUUGUCAUCGUCAGGUGAUGUUUAGGUUGAAUUCCGCCCGCUGAUUGUCUUAGACGAUGGUAGCCUUCCAGGUGGCACUCGUCCGUACGAGGGGCUGAACAUGAAGGCUACCAGCAGUCACAACUGUCUGAGACUCUGCGUACUGUCGUGUUUGUUUGUGCUGCACAUAUCUACGCGCGUGGCCGGAAACAUGUCUUCUCCGUCACAUUUUGGCGUCACCAGCAGAGAAGUUCGUCGAAAUCGAUACCCAAAACAGAGGAACUCUUAUUUUAAACCUCUCCUUGAAAGCCAAACUGAAGAUGAAGGUAUGCGUCUGAUGUUAAGUCUAUACAGGAUAGCGGCGGAUGCAGAUGGACGACCAAAGCAGCUCAGGUUAUUUGGAUCCAACACUGUAAGGCUGCUCAAAGCGUCCACCACUGAAAAGCACUUUCUCCCAACCUCAAAUGACCUUCAGUAUAACUACACAGUGAAAUAUGAACUGAAAAACCUCUUGUUGAACAAACUGGUGAAGGCGUCUUUUAUGCACCUGAGGUCUCCUGUGUCAUCCCGUCAUCCUUUUAUUUGUGAGGCAAGGGUCACGUCUCUACAAGAUCUUCCUGAAGGUGACCAUGUCACUAUGGGUCCUCGAAGCCUGUGGACCGAAUCGGAUGUUACAAACCAUGUGUCUGAGUCAAAAGAUGGCCAGGUAUCCCUCUUAGCCCAUUAUCGAUGCAUUAAACCAAAGCAUGCCAGGUCCAUUACACAUCGAAAAUGCUUCCCACCUCAACACCAUCUUCGAGCUCCUGUUUUGCUGCUCUUCUUAGAGGAGAACAAGCAACCUGUGGAAUGGGGGAAGUACUUCACGCCCCUUUCCCGCCCCAGGACCCGCCGAUCUCAGGAGUCUAGGAGCAUCGUCUCUGACAUCCCCAACUACAAGGACGGGUCGAACAGCGUGGCCAAAAACCAGUGCAAGCUGCACUCCUACCACGUGACCUUUAAAGAUUUAGGAUGGGACCAUUGGAUCAUUGCACCCCACAAGUACAACCCUCGUUACUGUAUGGGCGACUGCCCUCGUAUCCUGCAUUACGGCUACAAUUCGCCCAACCACGCAAUCAUGCAGACUUUGAUCAGCGAGCUUGGUGUGUCAGAUAUCCCGAUGCCCUCUUGCGUUCCUUAUAAAUACAAACCUAUCAGCGUGCUGAUGAUGGAGAGGGAUGGAAACAUAGUUUAUAAAGAAUAUGAAGAUAUGAUUGCAGACUCCUGCACCUGCAGAUGACUUUGGGCUUGGGGUCAGAUCAGGAGAAUAAUUGAAUGGUGCUAAAGGACAAUGUGAAUUUGAACCAGCACAAUUGAAGAACUCAGCCGAAAGGAAUGGUUAUAUUGGGUUUGAUUUGCCUGUUGCCAUUGCUUGCGCAUUACUAAGAACAUUCACACAGCGAGGUUUGUGUUAGACUUGAAUUGUGGAGAGUGAUCAAUUCAGUCUCACCUCUCACAGUACAGACUUUUUAGGGAUCUAGGUAUGAAUAACUGGAUUGGUGAAUGAGUGACUAUCAUGUAAUAUUUCUUUUCUGCUUACUCUUGUCUAUGUUCUUUAUUUCUGUCUGGUAUGUAUUAAUGUGACAUCUUUUGUAAUGUAUUUAUGGAGGGGGAAUGAAAUAGGAGAAUUUUGGCACUUUAUUGAAAAAAGGAAAAUGGAGGAGAAAAAAAGAAGCACGAAAGAGCCCUGUCGGUUGACUUAGGCCAUAGAGUUGUUGCUGUUUCUCUUGUCUGCUGCAUUUGUGUCCUCUUUCUGAAAGCACAGAUUUUGCCCAUCUUUGAUAAAGAAAGCCUUCGAAAGCAAGUGGAGAAAAUAAGCAGAGGCUAAUUUUGCACAACCUCAGUGAGGACAUGCAGUAAGUGUAUAAAUGAGACUUUCAUAGAUGUAUUUCUUAGAGGAGAAAUGUCCAUGCACCUAAAUGAAUGUUUUAAUGUUAUAUUGAAAGAUGUUAAAAUAAAGAAGUUAUUUUGUAAAAAAAAAAAAGAAAAAAAA